Molecule: messenger RNA, 2078 nt
Organism: Thecamonas trahens ATCC 50062
Lineage: Eukaryota; Apusomonadida; Apusomonadidae
Exons: 2
Coding region: 1-1866 (621 amino acids)
Molecular function (GO): myosin binding
Source: RefSeq, a predicted model, not a curated record
AUGUCGCUUGCCGACGAGAUCCUCGCUGUCGAUCCGGGCGGCCUGGCGCGUAUCGAUCCGGUUGCACACGUUGCGCGCGCCGAUGCAGUCGCGUGUCGUGGCAAGAACAAUGCCAAGGAGUCGAGCAGUCAAACGAUCAGCAACGAGGCCGACGGAGAGGACAACGAUGGUGGUUUGGGCAGAUCCACGGCCCGUGCCGAUCAGCCUGCAACUCCGCUAGGCGCGUACCUGGCUUCGCUCGGCAUCGAUGAUGGCCAGCAUCGUGCACCGAGUCGCGAACGGAUCCUUCUUCAUGCACUCGUCGGCGAUGCUGCUGGCGAGAGCUGCGUGGAGCUCGAUGUCGCUGGUCCGCCCUCAGACAACGUCCUCGAUGGUGCUGUCCAAGGUGUCCGAGCUGUCAUUGACGAGACUUUCGGCAGCAGAUCGGACAAAGUGCUGCCCACGCCGAGGCAGAUUCCAUCGGAACCGUCCGCCACUCCUCAAGCUGUGGCCACAUUGAUGGUAGCGGUUGGUGUGGCUUUGGCAGCCGGACUCCGUGGGUGUGGACUCUCGCUCUCGGCGACGGUGGCGACGACGAUCGCCGUCGUGACAAUGGUAUUUGGACGGAUGCUGGUGGAUGCGCUCUCGAGGCAGAGCAGCAUGUGUGCGCAUACAAUGCUCGGGUGCUCACUGAGAGUGCUGCUGGGUGAGCAUGGGCGGAUAGUGGCGGCGGCGAGGAGAGGCUUGCGAGCCAUCAAGGAGCGCGAGCUACUUGCCCGCGGCUACCGACUGCCGUCGGAAGGCAUGCCGCCGGUCUCCCGAAUGGAAGCACAGGACGGUAAGCGACGACGGCGAGCGCUUGUUCCGCUCCGUGCCGCUCUGGCUACCGGUCUAACCGCUGCCGCCGCCGCCUGGGACGCUCUCCUCGCGCCCUGGCUCGCCACCCAUGCAAAGCUGGUCAUCCCACCGCCGCCGGUCGAGCUGGCCGAACCGACGAGCUUGCUGGCGCUCAAGUUCAAGCUCGCUCGCCUUGUUGCUGCUGCUGAGCUCCUCCAGCGGCGGAGUAGUGCUGCCGCAAAGGCCGUGGUUGUUGCCGGUGUGGCCGAGGAGGCGGUGCGAGCAACUGCCGCCGCAAAGGCCAUGGCCGCCGCCCGGCUGGAGCUCGAGCUGGCGGUAGAGCGUGAGUCUGAGGCGGCGGCUGCAGCAGCGGCAUCAGCGGCGGCAAAUGCCCUCCGUCCGCCGCAGAUUGUUCAUCGCUCGCCGGCGGAGCGGUAUGUGCGCGCGAUGGCGACGCUGCGGGCGACGCUGGAGCACGUGGCGCGGGCUGCAGGUGACGCGGCGAGCCACGGUGAGGCGCUGGGUGGUGACGUCGGCACAGUGACGCCGAGCACGCUUGCCGAGUGUGAGGCCCAGUUUGCGGCGGUGGAGUCCGGAGUCGCGGCGAUGCAGGCGGUAGAGUUGGCGAGCGCCCGGAUCGAGCUCGCGCGGGCGCUGGGCGUCCACGCGCCCGAGACGGGCACCGUCCACGAUGCGAGCGAGGGGAGCGGCGAGCAAGGCGAUGCCGAAACGUACGGCGAAAUCGACGGCGAGGGGCUGGCGGGGAAGGCGACGUCGCUGGCGGCUGAUCUCCUCUCGAUGCAGCAUCGGGUCAAGACCGAGCCGAUUCCAACGCUCGAAGCGUACACCGGGCCGGAGCCUCCGCUCGCGCCGGUCUCGUUGCCGCGGAUGAGUCGUGGGCUCUCUCUCCUUGACGCGCUAUCGGACGGCCCGCUGCCUGUGGCGUUUGCGCGGCGGCGGAAGGGUGACGCUUCUAGCAGCCAGGCGAAGGCGAUCAAGGCAGCGCCACGCCGGUGCCGUACGAGCCGACGCGGAUCCUGCCCGAGCUGAAGGACGUGCUCGGCGAGCGGAUUGUCGGACGCGGCGAACAGGUGCAUGCGCUCGACGAUGGCGACGGCAGCGAUGGGGGGGUGCAGACACGUUUAGGACUAGGUUCGGUUAUCACAGGUUGCGCUGCUUCUUGGCCUUACGGCCGUCCUCGGACGGCGGCUCAGUGCCGCGCUUGCGGUACGAGGCCGAGGAGGAGGAGGCCGAUGCGGCGG